Closterium sp. NIES-65 is the source of this 555-nucleotide messenger RNA. Lineage: Eukaryota; Viridiplantae; Streptophyta; Zygnematophyceae; Desmidiales; Closteriaceae. The record is from the annotation of a GenBank genome assembly.
AUGGUGAAAUCUUCCAGCCCACCCUGGCUCAAAUUGCUGAAGAACAAAGGCAAAGAGGAGAGUGAUAAAGAGGGCGAGGAGGAGGGUUGCAAGAAGGGCGGCAAGGAGAGCGAGAAGGAGGGCGAGGAGGAGGAGGAGGAGGAGGAGGAGGAGGAGGAGGAGGAGGAGGAGGAGGAGGAGGAGGAGGAGGAGGAGGAGGAGGAGGAGAGCAAGGAGGAUGGAGGAGGAGGACGAGAGGAGGGCAAGGAGGAGGACGAGGAGGAGGGCGAAGAGGAGGGCGAGGAAGAGGGCGAGGAAGAGGGCAAAGAAGAAGGUGAGGAGAAUGUAGAAGGGGGUGAUGACGAAGAAGGUGCAUCAAGUGACGGCGAUGUUCAGGAGGUGCGGCUGGUGCGAAUAGCAGGUGAUGGAAGUGUGAGGGCGCGAGAAGAUGUGGAGAAAGGGGAUGGUAGUGAGGUGCGGCUGGUGCGAAUAGCGGAUGAUGGAGGUGUGGGGGCGCGAGAAGAUGUGGAAAAAGUGGAUGGUAGUGUAAGCAACAGUGGAGACUUGCAUGAGUGA